AUGGCAAACAACACAAAUGGGACAUUUGGAGUUACAAAGAUGCCACCAGGAGUUGACAUAGUUUUGAUAGCCUUGAACAUUUUUCUUUCCAUCACUGCAACUUUGGGCAAUGCCCUGAUCCUGGUUGCUCUACGAAAUGUAUCCUCCAUUCAUCCACCGACGAAGCUGUUAUUUCGAUGUUUGGCUGUUACUGAUCUCUGUGUUGGUCUUGUAUGUCAACCACUUUACGUUUACUUGACUAUUAGUAACUCCACCAUAGAACUUGUGGAUGUAUAUAUUUUUUUCUUUUUCGUGUUGCUUACGGUAUCGCCCCUAACAUCGGCUACCAUAAGUGUUGACAGACUUCUCGCUCUGUUGUUGGGGCUGAGGUACAGACACGUUGUAACUUUACGCCGAGUUCGUGUGGUCAUAGCUUGUGUUUGGUUCAUUGGUGUUUCAAACGCUUCUUUGGACUGCGUGGCUUGGGUCCUAUCUAAAUAUAAGGUAGCACUUGCCUCGCUGUGGACGUUCGUGGCUUUAAUAAUGGUUUCUAUAAUAAUCUCGUUAUUUUCGUACACAAAGAUUUUUUUCACCCUCCGUCACCAACAAGCCCAAGUGCAAGGUCAUGUUCAACCAGAACAGUCGAGCAGAGUAAGAAGUGUGCUGAAUAUAGCACGAUACAAGAAGACAGUGUAUAGCGUAGCUUGGAUACAGUUUGCUAUGCUUGCUUGUUAUGGUCCUAACAUCGUGAUGGUAUUUCUUCGGCAUUUUGGAAAUGUAGGUUAUUCCACUGAAGUAUGGAUCGCGAGUGCAGUUUUCCUUUGUCUCUUCUUUUUAAAUUCAUCUCUGAAUCCAGUCCUUUACUGCUGGGGAAUCAAAGAUGUCAGACAGGAAGUAAAAAACAUCAUUCGUAAGUGUCUUUGCUGUUGA
Messenger RNA from Porites lobata, 909 nucleotides. Lineage: Eukaryota; Metazoa; Cnidaria; Anthozoa; Scleractinia; Poritidae. The record is from the annotation of a GenBank genome assembly.